This is a messenger RNA of Hippocampus zosterae (dwarf seahorse), 4816 nucleotides long. It is a transcript of the gene rbms1a, whose product is annotated as RNA binding motif, single stranded interacting protein 1a. Gene Ontology annotation, molecular function: poly(U) RNA binding; mRNA 3'-UTR binding; poly(A) binding. Gene Ontology annotation, cellular component: cytosol; ribonucleoprotein complex; nucleus. The record is from RefSeq and is a predicted model, not a curated record. Lineage: Eukaryota; Metazoa; Chordata; Actinopteri; Syngnathiformes; Syngnathidae. Bases 319 to 1452 code for a protein of 377 amino acids. The transcript has 14 exons.
GUUGGUUUGGUCCGUAGUAGGUGGGACUGGCGAUCGGUCUGCACCAGGACGUCGUAGAUCAAUGAACCGAACCGGAGGCUCGCUCGAUACGCUGGUGUACAACAAACUGAGCUAACUGGAUAAAUGUGUCAUCAGCAAAGCAUAAGAGAGGGCACGCACGCUUUGUUCAACUUAAUCAACCCGUUCAGUAUGUCGAUGUUUUAACCAGACGUCUUAUUUUUUAGCCUUACUCGCCGCUUCCGACCAUUUCAUUGGAUCUGCGAUUUUUUUUUGAGGGGGGAGAUCUUGUCUGGAAAUCGAAUAUCUCUAACCUCCAGGAUGAUCUUUGCAAACACGGGCAACCCACUGAAAGCUCCCACUCGCAAGCAGUGGCCCUCCUGUGUGCAGUCAUACCCCAUGACUCCGUCCAGUCCUAGCAGCAGCAGCAACAGCAGCAGCACGGGCUUGGAGCAGCUCAGCAAGACCAACCUGUACAUCCGAGGCCUCCCUCCUGCCACCACUGACUUGGACCUUGUCAAACUCUGUCACCAGUAUGGCAAGAUUCAGUCGGCAAAGGCGAUCCUGGACAAGACAACUAAUAAAUGUAAAGGUUAUGGCUUUGUGGACUUCGACAGCCCAGCGGCUGCUUUGAAAGCCGUGCACGCUUUGAAAACCAGCGGCAUUCAAGCCCAGAUGGCCAAGCAACAGGAACAAGAUCCAACAAAUCUGUAUAUUUCCAACUUGCCUCUGUCUGUGGAUGAAAAAGAGUUGGAGAACAUGCUGCAGCCUUUCGGCCAAGUUGUUUCCACACGCAUCCUUCGCGACUACGGUGGCAACAGCCGGGGUGUGGGCUUUGCCAGGAUGGACACCACCGAGCAGUGUAACGCUGUGAUCUCACACUUCAACGGGAAAUUUAUCAAGAUCGCCUCCGGAGCACUGGCUCCCUCUCAGCCCUUGUUGUGCAAGUUUGCAGACAGCCAAAGGAAGAAACACGCUCACGGUGGAUUUGUUCCCAAUGGACAGACAGGCGAUCUCAGACUAGGCGCAAUGACGCUUACCUAUGAUCCCUCCUCAGCAGCUAUGCAGAAUGGGUACUAUCCAUCUCCAUAUCCAGUGCCCAACAGGAUAAUGACCGUGCAGCCGGCUAUGUCCCCCUACAUGUCUCCGCUCUCUGCUUACCAGGUUCAGAGUCACUCCUGGGUGGCACAUCAGCCAUAUAUCAUGCAACACCCGGCCCCCGUGAUGUCUCCCUCUGUGGAUCCCUCCAUGUCAUUGCAUCCCUCUACUAUGAUUACUCAGCAAAUGGGUCAGCUGUCCCUAGGAAACACUGGAGCAUAUAUUGCAGCCAACCCGGGGGCCCAAGGUGCUUACAUACCACAGUAUCAUCCUCUGCCAGCAGCACCGGAAAGCGGCACGCCACAGCAGCUGGAUUCUUCCACCAACUCGUCCCCUUACAGUCAACUCAGCAAGUAACCACAGGCUCAGCGAUAACUCGGCAAGCCAGAGGGUUGGUGAGAGCGGGCUGAUGACAUCACCGUUUUAGCAGCCCUCUCUGAUUGGACCAGACACACAAACUUUUUUGCACAGCCCUUAUGCUUGUGUUGGAAAACGAGGACAGUGAAAAUGCACUCAAGCAGUUGGCUAAUCACAAAAAAAAAAGAUUUAUUUUGAUAAGAAACAACAUGCUCUUCAAGAUUUUCUCUUUUUUUCAAGAAGGAUUCUCAAAUUCCAGAGGACACUUCCCCGCCCCUACCCCCACCGCAUUAUCCACAGUAUGAUGUGAUUUUACAUGCAUGAGAUUGCGAUGUCCCCCCCACCCCACCUCCCACUUCUAGGUUUUUAUGAUUUUUAUAGCUACGUGCCCCUGCAAAACCUUGUUUGCACUGACUUUUAAAGUUAAAAAAAGGGUUGUGUUUCACAAUUGUCACAGAAUCACAUGCUUGAAAGAGGUGACCAUGUCAUGAAAAGGUGCCUUCCUAACCACCAUCUUCCAGCGUUUCUCAUUGAACUUGAUCAGGUGUCAUAUUACGCAUCAUAAUUCCAUCUGAUUGAUCUCACAGAGGAAGUGCGUCGCUAUCUAGUCUUCUGGUAGCAAUAAUGAGAGUCCCACUGCAAUACUGAGGGCAGGAAAGGAAAAAAAAAUAGUGACAAACUCAAAACAACAGAAUUUUUAUUUUUCUCCUCUUUGGUUUUUGUUUUUGUUUUUUUGUUUAAAUAACUGUCGAAAUGACAUCAAGCAGGAGCUGUGCUUUUUAGAAAUUACACGGAAUUGGCGUACUUUGUGAUGUGUUUUUUGUUUGGUUAUUUUUUUUUGUUUUGUUUUAUUUCCUCUCAUGGUCAGUUUGACCGGUGAUCUACCUCAUGGUUCUGAGUCUGCCGGUGUGGUUGGGUUUGCAGGUAAAGCCCUUUUUUUUCUUUUUUUGUUUUUUUUGGGGUUUUUUUGCACCAGAGUGGAUGAAGCAGAACAAAAGCCACGCUCGGGAGCUGGCCAACUUGGACUUCAAGCGUUAUGUCUCCUCCCACUUGCAGCAUUUUCUCGUCCAUGCUUUUGAAACGUGGUCAUUUUGGCUCAUCUUUACUCCUCAUUACUUAUUGUUGAAGUGUUUUGUUUUUGUCUUGCUCGAGAAAGUGUGUGUAGUUUAGUUUCCAGGCUCCAUUUAGAGCAUAGGUGUCAAACUCAUCUGGCCGCCACUUAUUUGAUUUGUGGCACACUGAAAGCUAAUAGUGUCUUGCCGAAUGGAUUUGUUCUUGUCAUUUUGGGAGAAGAUCUCUCAAAAUUGCAUGUUUCGUCACUUGUUAGAGACGUUACAAGCAUUUUAUAAUAAGCCCCAAAAGUCAUUAUGUAUUUCCUUUUUUUUUUAAAAAUUGUAUCAUUAUGGACAGAUGUGAGGCUGUCGUUAUGUUUUUGUACGCAUAGAACUUCCUUGCCCAUAGCUGGUCAAUUGAUACUGAAGUAACACUGAAGCCUUUGAACAACCUGAAGUCGGUACGGGUUAAGCGUUCUCAUUUUUUGAAGUAUCCAUUAAAUCGAGUGAGCGUUUGUUAAUCUUCAGUUGCAGUGCAGCCAUCCAAGAUAGACUUUGCUUGUCGUUGCACUUUCAUUGGAGGUGGUGGUAGCAGGCCGUUUGCUGCUUUGUUGUCAAGAACAAAUCCCAUUUCAAGGAACUUGUCAUGAAAGCAUAAAUUGUGCUAUGCGUCCGGGCAGUGUGAUGGUAAAGAAAUCUUGUCAAACCGGCUCUGAAUUACAGUUGGGGAUGGGCAAACUUCAGUUGUAGAAUGUUCCUCCAAUGUCAUUUGGCCAGCCAUUGGCAAGUACGUGAUACAAACACUGCUGAAACUUAACCUGUCAAAUGUUGAUGGCCUCAUGUCUCUCCACAAAAUGGACAAAAGUGUAAAGGGACUUUUGGGACGCCAUGCAUACACUGAUCACAAAGAGUUUAGGAUAUUGGGGCUUUCUGGUGAAAUUCCCGCAUGAACCUAAAAUGAAGUAUAAACAGAUGAAUUUAAUUCGAAGAGAACUAUGCCAAAUUAAACCAGGAAAUGUAUUGGUCCAUUUACGGAUCACCCUUGAUGAACUUUCCAUUCAAGAAUAAAACCUGAAACAUUAAAUAGUUGGACAUGUGCAUUCAAAGUAUAUAUUUUCCAAAGCCACUCCUGUGCCUUUCUGUGACGCUUCCAGUACCUCUGUUGCAAUGUUCUGGUGACAACACCAUGUCCCCCAAAGCUCAGUGGCCACAUUGGGCCGGCUUCAGUCCAUUCUUAAAUUGUAACAAAUGCUUAUAGUGUCAUUAGCAAAGCAGCCGUUGCGAAUUUUGCAGAGAACAGCAAGUUGUGCCAAAAAUACUGAAACUUUGAACAGUUGGACAUUUAAAAGUUAAGACAAGGUCAAAUUAAGAUCACCUGUAAAGCUCCGAGUAUUUUAGGUUCAUCCUGAAACUUCACCUGAAGCUCAAUAGCCAAAACUUUCUUUUUUUUUACCCUAGUCUAUUUCCUUGCCACUAUUUUCCAUUCUUCUGAUUUUACGGUUAUAAGUAACUACAAUCACAAUGACAACGAUUGGAAAUUGGGUAAUAUGAUGUGAUUAUACAUUUAAAUCUUUUUCACAGUCAUAACAGCCAUCUCAAGGAAACCGUAACUAUGAUGUGGCCCGUGAUGAAAAUGAGUUUGACACCCCAGAUUUAGUGAAUUAGUUUACUUGAGCUCCUUCAGUAAUUUUCAGCAAAUGAAUGCAGACUCCAUGCAUUCCUUUGAUGAAAGAAUCCACCUUCGUCAAUGCAACACCCCACUGCCCCUGAAAGUUGGUCUGUUGUCAAGGUCACUCUAGGUCAAACCGUUGCUGGAAAGUGAGUGGCACGCUUUGGGAUCUGUUUCUGAUGCUUUAUUUGUUUCAAAAUUGCAAUGAGAAGUCACACGAGUAGUAAUGCUUGAUGGCUAGAUUGGUUGUUUUUUUAAUAUAUAUCUGAAUUGGUGGACAAAUGAGAAAAUAAGUGUUGUUUGCUUCGCUUUUCUCCUCAAGUUCACUUGUUUUAAAAUGAACUCUACGCUAUGACACAUAAAAGAAAAAGGUCAUAGCUAUGACAGUCAGGUUGUACUACUUGGGUACUAAGUACACACAACAGGGAAAUACUUCAGUAACCAAACUUUUACUGCAGGUGAUUUCACCACAGGGAGGGGAAAAUUAAAGAGGGGAGGGUGGGGAGGGGGCUUGGUUAAUCUUGUACAUUUGAUCCUCAUUGUUCGCCCUGUCACCCUCAACUGAUUCAAACAAUCAUCUCCUUGCUCUCUCCUUUGAAAACAUUUGAAACCGUGCUGAAUAAACAACUUCUCUUUCUCUGAU